This is a messenger RNA of Trypanosoma theileri, 2052 nucleotides long. RefSeq lists its product as uncharacterized. The record is from RefSeq and is a predicted model, not a curated record. The transcript has a single exon. The coding region runs from base 1 to 2052 and encodes 683 amino acids. NCBI's taxonomy places the organism in Eukaryota, Euglenozoa, Kinetoplastea, Trypanosomatida, Trypanosomatidae.
AUGGAUCCCAUUACCACUAUUCUCUGUAGUAUAGUGAUAUGUAGUUUAAUCUUAUGUAUUGCCUAUUGGUUUGCAGCUGCGGCCUCUGCACUUAUGGCCAUUUCUCGAUCUAUUCCACCAUUACCACCUGUUUUGUGGAUGCUUCUCACUGGAGCUCUUACCCGGGCUAUAUUAUCUACUCUAGCUCCUAUAGAAGUAUUAAAUUGUAUACUUUCUCUCUCUUCACCGGUGAUCUCUCUUGUCUUACCGGCUGUUGGAUUGGAAAUGGGAGCACAUCUCACUCCACGUACACUCGCCCCUUUACGAGUGGCAUUAGUGAAAUUUCUUAUUUGUUUUAUUCCCAUUUUGUUUAUUGGAAUGACUUUCUUGGGACGUUGUAUCUAUAUACUAUUAUUCUAUUUAAGCCCAUCGAAUAAUACUACUAUUAAUAAUACUAAUCAUAUUAAUAAUAAUAAUAUUAAUAAUAGUGAGGUACUACCUACAUCAUCUUUAUGGAUAUCUACAAUCUCAACAACAACAACAACAACAACAUUAUCAGUGGAGGCUCCAUUGUGGAGUUAUGCCGCUCUCUUCGCAAGUAUAGCCGUAGAGAGAUCCUCCAUUGCGUGUCUGGCGACUAUUCGCAGUACGCAUGCGGCUGGUGUGUAUACACUCUUUAUUCUCUCUGUUGCCGCCGUGCAGGAUGUCGUUGCGUUAUUAUUAUUUAUAUUCUGCGCGGCGAUAUUACACUCCGCUGGGGCUUUUUGGCGUGGAUUGCAGGAACUCGCAGAGACACUCUUCACUACAGCAAUAGCGGCAAUAUGUGUAGUGGUGGUGGCGCGUAUAUUAGGACAUUCACCAAUAUGGAAUAUCCUAUCAACAUCAACUAAUACUACUAAUAUUAAUAAUAUUAAUAGUAAUAUUAAUAGUAAUAGUAGUAGUAGUAUUAUUAGUAGAGGUGUUUAUAUGUUACUUCGAGGAUCUUUACUCUUUAUACUUUGUUUAUUACUUGCUGUGUGGAGUUGGUUUACAUCUAGUGAAUUAUUAUUAUCUGCUAUUAUUGCAGGAUCUUUUAUUCACGCAGAGGCCCCAUUUAAACCAUUGGAAUCUGCCAGUCAAGAGUUUCGUACUUAUUAUAAUGUGAUUCUGUUUACAUUUAUGGGAUUACGAGUGACAAUGAAAACAAGCAAUACCAAAAUAACAGACAAUACGAAUAUGAAUAUUAAUACGAAUACGAAUAUUAAUAGUUUACAUAUGAUGAAUACAAUUAAGAAUAAUACGAAUCUUAUUCCAAUAACAGGAACAGUCUUUCCUUCCUUCUCACCAUUGGGAUUAUUAUUAGCGGCUGUUUGUUUGUUUAUUGGUCGAGUAUUCCUUCUCUUGUUGGCAACCUACUGCGGGAUGACUGCCGUUGGAGAUCUUGAGAACUACAAACGAAACGAUCAUACCAACAAUAGUAAUCAUAAUAAUAAUAAUAAUAAUAAUAAUAAUAAUAAUAAUACUAAUAGUGAUAAUAAUAAUAAUAAUAUGAGUAAUCCCAAUAGUGACACGGCUGCCAAAAUGAUUACUAUGAAUUACAGCAGACGAACUUCACACACCACUACUACUACUACUACUACUAACUUUGCACCUUCCCCAAUUGCAGCUCUCAGUGGUAGUCCCAUCUCUCCUAUUCCUCUCACAACUACUAUACCAACAACAACAACAACAACAACAACAGGAGGAGGAAUAGGAAUAACAACAACAACAACAAUAACAACUUCUUCUCCUUCUGUUGUUAUUGUCUCUGCUGCGAUGGCACAUCAACGCGCUCGACUAUUUCUCGGAUUGUGUUUUGUGACACAAUUGGCUGUGGCGUUAAUGCUUAUACGGCGAGCUGUAGAGAUGUUUGGCCCAACAACAUCAACAAUAUCAAUAUCAACAACAACAAUGAUGAUAAUAACAGCUGAGGCUAUUCUUCCACUUGCCCAGGCGUAUGCUGGAUGUGUGAUACUCUCAUUGAUAUUUGGUCCUCUUUGUUUUAGUUGGGUACUUCAAAAGAUUGGAGAGGCGGGAGCUGCACGGAUGAUUUGA